GAGAAAAUAGCAGAUCUGCUGCAGAUAGGGUAGGGGAAAGGGUCUAGAAUAUGUACACGCAGCUGACUCGGGCAGGCUCCACGCUGAACGGUCACACAGAGAGGAAACAAUAAAUCUCAGCUACUAUGCAAUAAAUAUCUCAAGGAAACUACCAUUAUAGUGAAAUAAAAAAAAAAAACUAACAUUUUAGAACAAAGCUAACAAAUGGCUAGUUUUCUGUGAUUCUUUUUCAAAAGUUUUCUCUGAGGGGGAUAAAGUCAAACAAACAAGCAGUUUUACCUAAAAUAAAGACUAGUUUAAAGGUCAGAAGAAAGGAGCAAGUUUUUGCGAGAGGCACAGAAGGAGAGAGCUGGCAGUACAAUGACAGUUUUCCUUUCCUUUGCUUUCCUCGCUGCCAUUCUGACUCACAUAGGGUGCAGCAACCAGCGGCGAAGUCCAGAAAACGGUGGGAGAAGAUAUAACCGGAUUCAACAUGGGCAGUGUGCCUACACUUUCAUUCUUCCAGAACACGACGGGAACUGUCGUGAGAGUACGACAGACCAGUACAGCACAAACGCUCUGCAGAGAGAUGCUCCACACGUGGAACCGGAUUUCUCUUCCCAGAAACUUCAACAUCUGGAGCAUGUGAUGGAAAAUUAUACUCAGUGGCUGCAAAAAAUUGAGAAUUACAUUGUGGAAAAUAUGAAGUCGGAGAUGGCCCAGAUACAGCAGAAUGCAGUCCAGAACCACACGGCCACCAUGCUCGAGAUAGGAACCAGCCUUCUCUCUCAGACCGCAGAACAGACCAGAAAGCUGACAGAUGUUGAGACCCAGGUACUAAAUCAAACUUCUCGGCUUGAAAUACAACUGCUAGAGAAUUCAUUAUCAACAUACAAGCUAGAGAAGCAGCUUCUUCAACAGACAAAUGAAAUCUUAAAGAUUCAUGAGAAAAACAGUUUAUUAGAACAUAAAAUCUUAGAAAUGGAGGGAAAGCACAAGGAAGAGUUGGACACCUUAAAAGAAGAGAGAGAGAAUCUUCAAGUCUUGGUUACUCGUCAAACAUACAUUAUUCAGGAACUGGAGAAACAAUUGAACAGAGCCACCAACAAUAAUAGUGUCCUUCAGAAGCAGCAGCUGGAACUGAUGGAUACUGUGCAUAACCUCGUCAGCCUUUGCACUAAAGAAGGUGUUUUACUAAAGGGAGGAAAAAAAGAGGAAGAGAAACCAUUUAGAGACUGUGCAGAUGUAUAUCAAGCUGGUUUUAAUAAAAGUGGAAUCUACACUAUUUAUAUUAAUAAUAUGCCAGAACCCAAAAAGGUAUUUUGCAAUAUGGAUCUUAAUGGGGGAGGUUGGACCGUAAUACAACAUCGCGAAGAUGGAAGUCUGGAUUUCCAAAGAGGUUGGAAAGAUUAUAAAAUGGGGUUUGGAAAUCCCUCUGGUGAAUACUGGCUGGGGAAUGAGUUUAUUUUUGCCAUAACCAGUCAGAGGCAGUACACACUAAGAAUCGAGCUAAUGGACUGGGAAGGAAACCGAGCCUAUUCACAAUACGACCGAUUCCACAUAGGAAAUGAAAAGCAAAACUACAGGUUGUAUUUAAAGGGUCACACUGGGACAGCAGGAAAACAGAGCAGCCUGAUCUUACACGGUGCUGAUUUCAGCACUAAAGAUGCAGAUAAUGACAACUGUAUGUGCAAAUGUGCCCUCAUGCUAACAGGAGGCUGGUGGUUUGAUGCUUGUGGCCCAUCCAAUCUAAAUGGAAUGUUCUAUACUGCUGGACAAAACCAUGGAAAACUGAAUGGGAUAAAGUGGCACUACUUCAAAGGGCCCAGUUACUCCUUACGUUCCACAACUAUGAUGAUUCGACCUUUGGACUUUUGAAGGCAUAAUGUCGAAAGGAGUCAUAAAAGCAACAAAAAAAAUCUGAAGCUACCAGAUAAGAAACUGCUUGAAAACUUCUGAAGCAAACAAUAUUGUCUCCCUUCCAGCCACAAGUGGCAUUUAUGUGAAGUCACCAAGGUUCUUGACUGUGGACUUGGAGCCUUUAGAGUUCACAGAAGUCUCUAGAUGGAAUUAAUCGUGUUCAUAAAUCUUGACUGUGGGGAAUGCCACUCACCAUCAUUUUUAAAAAGGGAAGAAACUGCUCAGUUCACUGUGCUUCAAACUACUACUGGAUCUUAUUUUAGAACUAUGGUAGCCAGAUGAUAAAUAUGGUUAAUUUCAUAUAAAAACUGAAGAAGAAGAAGAAAAAGGAGAAGAAGAAGAAGAGGAGGAGGAAGAGGAAGAAGGAGAAGGAGAAGGAGAAGAAGAAGGAGAGAAAGUAUAGGAAGAGGAGGAGAAGGGAGAAGGAGGGAAAUGAACAACAACAAAGAAAGAAUAUACAUGAAAAAUACAAACAGGCCUGCCGUAAUCCUUUGGAAAAGAUGUAUCACACAAGUGAAAUGGUGUUAUUUCUAUGCAAACCUACUAAAAAUCAGUUUAUACUUUUGCACAAUUUUGAUAAAAGUUUAAGAAUAAUAGCAUUGCCCUCUAAGUUGGUUAAAUGUUAAUGGAUUUCAGAAGCCUAACUCUUAAGUCAUACUUACUAGUUGAUUUCAGUUAACCCAUCUUCAGAUGUAAAUUCCAUUUUGGUAAACCAUAAUGACUUGUAGUGCAUGAAGAAUAAUAGUGUGAGUUAGAAACAUGCUCCAUUUACUCUGAUUUUUUGAUACAGUUUUCAGAAAAGAAAUAGACAUGAUCAAGUAUGGACAUACAAAGCAAAAAAUUACCCCCCAUGCUACAGUUUUCAUUUACUUUAAAAACUGAGUGACAUAUAAACAUAUUUAUAGCAUGAGUAAAAUUUAAAGAAUGUGAAAUAUACCAUCAAGCUCUUAAAAUAAUAUACAUGCAUUUAAUAUUUCCUUUGAUAUUAUACAUGAAACCAGUAUUUUAGAGUGUAUUCAGUUGGAGUAAAACCAAAUAAACUGGAACAGUUCAUUUUACAAUAUCUUCUUGCAUGUGUACACUUAAGUAUAACUUCAUUAUUUUUAAAAUCACCAUUUCAAUUCUUCAUUCUGUUAUUUCAUGCUAAUUUAAUUUUUGCUAAUUAAGUGAAACAUGUUUUCCAGAUUCACCCUGUUCCAGUUUCUAGGAGAGAUACACUUUGAAGUCUAUAAAAAUAAAAGAAGAAUUAUAAAUACCAUUGUACGUAGCAUGUUUAUAUCCAUGGUAAACCUAAUAGCAGUUUAAUCUGGAAUAUGCAAGAUUGUCCUUCAUUGAAGCAAACAAACACAAGUUUUGAAAGAAAUCUACUAUACUAUUUUACAUUAUUUCUUCACGUUUUUCUCUCUCAGGCUCUGUUUUCAUAAGCAACUUCUGAUUUUUAAAAAAUUAUUUAGUGGAGAAAAUUGUCAAAAUUCUGUAUUAAACAUAAGGAAAACACCCCAAAAGAGAAAAUUAAUCAGUUAUCUAAAAAAUUGUGACUUCUAGCUACUAUAAUUCUCUCAAUGAAAAUAUUCCUAUGGGAUAAUCUAUCUUAAGUGAAUUUGGGGGGCACAAGUUUUUGUGGCAAUAUGAAUUUAGUACAGUAUUUUAUCAAAAAUAAACACUGCCUCUAAGUGUUCAAGGUUACAAUAGUGAAGCAUUUUUAUCAAAAUGUGAGUUAUUAUGAGGUAAGAAAAUUGAAAUACAUAUUAAGUGUCCUUUCUUAGAAAAAUAAGUUUGUUCAAGGCAACAAUAUAGAUUUCCUCUGUUUGAGAGAAUAAAGCUAUUCCAUUUUUAGGAAAAUAUUUUUUAAAUUUGCCAUCAAGUCUUCAUGUUUACGCAUCUGUAACAACCCCAUUUUGCCUCACAAGUGACAUUCUCCCAUAUUAUGCAGUUGUUCAGUUCUUGGUGACUCCUUCAUAGCACUGUUCAGCCUCUCCCUCUAAAGUCCUUCUUGAUUGUUUUCAUUUAAGUGAAUGAAAGUGAGUGUUUUGUUCUUUUGUGUUCCUACAGAUUUUUGUUACCAGUCUUUUGAUAAAUACUAUUUCCCAACUCAUAUUACAAAAAUAAAAUGAAAUAAUGAAAAAAAAAAGAAAGCAUGAUAUUUACUGUUUUGUUAUCUGGGUUUGAAAAAAUGAAAUAUUGUUUCCAAUUAUUUAUAAUAAAGCAGUAUAAAAUGUUUUAUGACUUCAUUAUGUGUACUGUGUAAUGCUUACAGCUGUGCAACUAUUUAAUAUGUGUAUCCUUUACAUUUAAUUAUUUCAAGAUAAGGUAAUUAGGUAUUAGGAUCUUGUCUUUAUGUUUUUAUCUCAUUAAACUUUAUGUGGUUUCUAGACCAUUUUUCUCACAUCAGUCACAGAUUUAUUUGAUUUUAAAUAAAACUGAAAAUGUAUUCAUGCAACCUCAUCUCAUUUUCAAUAAAUGUUUUACAAAUUUUAAAAUUAGAGAUCUAUAGAAGUAUGGAAUCACUGGGAGAAAAAAAAAACUACUAAAUUAACUAAUCCCUCAAUCUCUGAAAAACUUCCAGUCUGGGAUGUGAUAAGAAAGCUUAGCUCCAUUAGAAUGUUAGAUCAAAGCAAUGGGUCUCAGUCCCACAUCUCUGUAUGGUUGUAUGUUCUACCAGUUAUGAAUGCCAUAUUAUCAUAUAACAAUUGACAAUAAAUUCUUGGAGCUCUGAA
Felis catus (domestic cat) is the source of this 4616-nucleotide messenger RNA. It is a transcript of the gene ANGPT1, whose product is annotated as angiopoietin 1. The coding region runs from base 361 to 1857 and encodes 498 amino acids. Gene Ontology annotation, biological process: Tie signaling pathway; angiogenesis. NCBI's taxonomy places the organism in Eukaryota, Metazoa, Chordata, Mammalia, Carnivora, Felidae. The record is from RefSeq and is a predicted model, not a curated record. Gene Ontology annotation, molecular function: receptor tyrosine kinase binding. The transcript is spliced from 9 exons.